Molecule: messenger RNA, 3230 nt
Organism: Sarcophilus harrisii (Tasmanian devil)
Lineage: Eukaryota; Metazoa; Chordata; Mammalia; Dasyuromorphia; Dasyuridae
Gene: TRAF1
Product: TNF receptor associated factor 1
Exons: 9
Coding region: 986-2494 (502 amino acids)
Biological process (GO): protein K63-linked ubiquitination; tumor necrosis factor-mediated signaling pathway; regulation of canonical NF-kappaB signal transduction
Cellular component (GO): cytoplasmic side of plasma membrane; plasma membrane signaling receptor complex
Molecular function (GO): zinc ion binding; ubiquitin protein ligase binding; tumor necrosis factor receptor binding
Source: RefSeq, a predicted model, not a curated record
UGAUCUCCCUGUCUAAGUUGUUAAUGGCAGAUUCCUCCCCAAAUUUUCCCAAUGCACUUUAAAAUCUUGUAUUCCAUUUAUCUCCACACAUUUUAUAUCCAUAUCCCUUUCAUUCCCUGUAGAAUGUAAGCUCCUUUAAAGCUUAUACCUAACCAUCUAACAUAGUGUUUGUGCUUAAUAAAUGUUUGUUUAAUUGAACUAAAAAGAAAGAAUAUUAGCCUUAUGAGAGAUGAAAGGUAAGACAAAAUGUCAGUGUGGGAAGAGGCAGUAAUUACAGUAGAGAAUAUCAGAGUUGGGAAGGCUCUCAUGACACAAUAUUAGAAGUGAAAGAGACCUUAAAUAGAGAAUAACUGUCACACUUAGAAAGGACUGAGCAAACAGAAAGUUAGAAUUUGAAUAUUAAGCACUAGAUCUAGAAGGGACUUUAGAAUACAGUCAGUCAUAGAAUCAUUAUUUUAAGAUAUUCUCACUGCCUCCAUCCCACUAGGAAGAUUAGCAUUUGGCUGGAAAGUUCUUUUGGGCUAUCUACUGGCUAGUUACAGGGAGUUCUGGCCUGAUGCUCUCUGGGACUUUCUUAGCCCAACUCCUGCUCAGGGGACAUGAUUCUGCUGAAGCAAGGAGGAGCUCUGGUAGAGGUUCUCAGAUGGUAUGACGCGGUUCCAAAAGUCUAUGACAAAUUUCUUUUUUUUUUUUUUUUCCUCAGAAGGAAGCCUGGACUUUUUUUCUUUUUUUAACCAUUACAAUUCAAUGUCCAGGGGACUUUUCCACCCAGCAGGGUAAUUUCUUACUCAUACUCAUUCAGACUCCCCUCCCCCAUGACAUUUCACCCUUUGCUAGGACUUAUCAAGUGACUGAAUAAAGACACCAGCAUUUUACCUCACAAGAGAGGUGACAGGAAUCAUUUCUCCUCCGAGCACCUGCUUUCCUGCUCCCUGGAACCAGUGGGAAUCAGAGGACCUGUCUCCAUUUUCUAAAAGCUUCUCAGAUGGCAGAGAAUCCUUCUGAUACUGUCCUUGUGGGCCCCAGCCUCACCCCUGAUGAAAAUGAAUUCCCCUUUGGAUACCCUACCAGUAUCUGCCAGAGCACCCCUGAGCCAAAGUACUUAUGCUGUGGUUGUCACAAUGUUCUGAAGAAGGCCCAGCAGACCCUAUGUGGUCACCGCUACUGUUCUGCCUGCCUCUCCUGGAUAGUGAGGAUCAGCAAGAACCCUAUCUGUUCAAGAUGCAAAGAGGAGAAUCCUCAGACUGUGGGUGAUGAAAGUUUCUUAUCCGAGGAAAAGGCUUUCAUUGACGCUGCCAUUAAUAAGGAGAUCUCUGAGCUUAGUGUGCAUUGUGUGAUUUCUGGAUGCGGCUGGACUGGUCUCAUGAAGAAUUUCGAGACACAUGAAUGUGGAGGAAUCUCUUUGAAGGACCACAAGCAGACUGUGACCAAGAUCAGCACAGAAGAGAAGGAUGGCUUGAUUCCAAUUGAGGUCCAGGGAAUGUGCUCCUUUGCAGACAUUGGCUGUUCCUUCAAGGGUAGCCAGGAAAUGGUGAAAGAGCAUGAGGUUUCCUCACUCCCAGAGCACCUGAGGCUGCUGUUAGAGCUUGUGAGCCAAGUGAAGGCCCACCACAGUGAGAAAAGGGGCUCAGGUUUCAGCCACGCCAAGCCAAGUGGGAAGCCCCUGGAGAGAAACCUGUCGGACCUACAGCUCCAAGGAGCCGUGGAAGUCAAUGGUGACUUGGAGGCCGACUGCUUUCGGGCUGCCUCCUCUGACUCUGAGGAGGAGCUGGCCCUGCAGAGGUUCAUGAAGGAGAAGCUGCUGGCUGAGCUGCAAGAGAAGCUGCUCGUGUUUGAGAACAUUGUGACUGUCCUGAACAAGGAGAUGGAGGCUUCCCGCCUGGCCAUCGCUGCCUCCGUGCACCAGAGUGGGCUGACCCAGGACCUGAUCCUGAACUUGGAGCAGCGGGUCAUAGAUUUGCAACAGACCCUGGCCCAGAAAGAUUUAGCGCUGACCAAAUUGGAGCAGAGCCUCCAUCUCCUGGAGGAAGCUUCCUAUGAUGGCGUCUACCUAUGGAAAAUCACCAACUUCACCAGGAGAUGUCAUGAGUCUGCAUGUGGAAGGAUGAUCAGUCUGUUAUCACCAGCUUUUUAUACUGCUCGCUAUGGCUAUAAAUUAUGCCUUCGGAUCUACUUCAGUGGAGGUGGAACAAGAAAAGGGACACAUCUUUCACUCUUUAUAGUGGUCAUGAAAGGGGAAUAUGAUGCUCUCCUGGAGUGGCCUUUCCGAAAUAAGGUCACAUUCAUGCUGCUGGACCAGAACAACAGAGAGCAUGUUAUCGAUUCUUUUCACCCAGACCUGACCUCGGACUCCUUCCAGAGGCCUCAGGGGGAAAGCAACACAGCCAUUGGCCGCCCUAUGUUCUUCCCACUGAACAAGCUGCAGUCCCCCAAACACGCCUAUGUGAAAAAUGACACGGUUUUCCUCAAGUGUGUCAUAGAAACGAACUCAUGAAGCUGGGAGACAGAGGCUCAGACCUCAGGGGAACGCUAGGAGAAGGAGACCCUUAGUCAGAAGCCUUCCCUGGCAGAAAGAAGCUUAGAGGCCGGCGGUCCCUGCGGAUCUCUUCUUUGGCGUUCCAGAGGCAGCCAUCAUGGCUCUGCUCAAACACUUCCAGUGACGGAGAACUCACUACCUCUAACAAAUCAGCCUCCCCAUCGCUGGACAGCUCUUUUAGUAGAACCUUCUUCCUUAAACCGCCUCCCUAGGGACUUCCAAGCACUGUUCUUAGUUCUGUCUUCUUGAGCCAUACAGACAAGCUUACUACAACUUAAGAGAAAGAAGGUUUAGUACAAGGCAAAAAGUCCAAAAACCUGGGUUCAAGCCCUUAUUACAUUACCCACUACGUGUGUUAUCAUGGCAGAAAUGAGGGAACUUCUGAACCUCAAUUUGCUCACUUCAGAAAUCUCACAGCUCUGCCCCCCCACAAGAACUGUUUGGGGUCCAAUGACCUAGCUCCUGUCCACGGGAUUGUUGGGGUGGAAGUAUCAUCCCCACCCCUUCCUUAUCCCCUGUCCAAGUUCAUAGUCUGUGUGUGCUCUUUGAAGCAAUCAACUAUUACUUUAUGCCAGCUCAAUACACUUUGGUAGUUUCUGUCCCUUGUCUGGUGGCCUGCUUGACAGGAGAGAGACAGAGACAGAGAAAGAGACAGAGAUAGAGAGGAGAGAGAGAGAUACAGAGACAGAGAGAG